Aspergillus nomiae NRRL 13137 is the source of this 981-nucleotide messenger RNA. RefSeq lists its product as uncharacterized. The record is from RefSeq and is a predicted model, not a curated record. The annotation marks the transcript as partial. Gene Ontology annotation, cellular component: kinetochore. Gene Ontology annotation, biological process: protein localization to kinetochore; kinetochore assembly; attachment of mitotic spindle microtubules to kinetochore. NCBI's taxonomy places the organism in Eukaryota, Fungi, Ascomycota, Eurotiomycetes, Eurotiales, Aspergillaceae. The transcript has 3 exons.
CGCAUUGAGGGGCUUAUCGUUGACGUUCACUUCGAUACAGUUCGGAUAUACCAGUCAAUCGAUUUAUACCUUGCCACUGUCGCAACAAACUACCAGAUAGGCGUCGCAUGCAAAAUAAUGUCGGAUAUUAACCCCGCGGAAACGCUGGAACAGCUCCAGCAACUGCAGAAAGAGAGCGGAGAUCUAAAAUCGCAGCUCGCGAUUCUUCGUAUCAGCGAACCGAUCUUCUCGCCUGAUGCCGAGAAUCAGAGUCAAUCUUUGUCCAAACGUACUUCGGACGCUUCAGCGAUCGAUAAUCCCACGCCGGCCUCACUCGAGGCCGACCUAACACACUACAAGGAACUCUUCUCAAAAUUACGCUUUUCAUAUGUCGAGCAAGUGACGAAGGAAAAGUUUCUACGUGCCAUUGUCGGCGAUCCUCCCCUGGUGGUCGGUCAUAAUGAGAACGUGGAACUCGAAACGCAAUUAGCGGAGGUGAAGGCGGAGCUUAAGGCAAGCAAAGAGGAGGUCCGCAUGAUGAUUGAAGAAAUGGAGAAGACAGGUCGAGACCUCGCCCAUCGAUACAACAAUGUCGAAUUGCAGAUGACGCAGCUAUCCACUUUGCCCGAGUCCAUCGAGAAUCUAGAGUCUACAAUUGCCGAACUGCGUGCCAAACAGGCAUCCGAUGCAGACGCUUCAUCCUCCCAGAAUCUUCCGCUUCCUGCAACUCUGUCGCUGGUGGCUGAGCGAGAGGCAGAACUUGCUGCGCUUAACAGACAGCUUGCCGCAGUACAGAAUGCUUUACCUCGCAAGACACGAGAGGCGGAAGCAAUGGAGCGAGAGCUAGGUGUCCUGGAACGACGGAAGUCAGAGGCUAUCACCCAGGCUAAGGAGGCGGAGAGGAAGAAGCAAGAGGGAGAAAGCGAUGGACUAGAGGAGACAGGAAGAUGGUACAGAAGUGCAGAAGAAGCACUCAAACACCUAGUCGGCGUUGAAGGAUGA